UAUUCCUGCCAGCUUGGUGUCGUCUGCUAAUUUGAUGAGUUCCCCAUCUAUCCCAUCGUCUAAAUUGUUGAUGAAAAUGUUGACGAGCACUGGGCCCAGUGCUCUUUCUCUCCCCCGCCCCCACUACUUUUGAAAUGUGUUUAGCUUCUGGGUGCUGAAUUAAGUGCACAGGAAUCUGUUACUAUAUUGGUUUGUGCCAGAAUAAGAAGUUGAUUUUCAUUUGCCCCAUUUCUUCACUGCAUAAGCAAAAGAAAGAUCAUUAAGGGAGAAAAGGGAAAGACUAAGAAGUCAAUCCGGUGUCCCCUUCUGAGAUUUUUAGGCUACUAAAUAAUAUCAUUUAGUGCUUCAUCCUGUAUAAAAGCUGUAAGUGUGACAUAGGAUGAGAUUCUGGUGGUUUUGAAUGUUUGAUAGACAUGCACAUUUUGCCAUCAAGCGAAUAAAAUCCUUAGCAUAUUUCUCUACUUCAUUCAACAAGUUUUUAAAAACCAUCCAAAGUUUUUUUUUUUUAAAAAAAUACAUCAAAUGGUAAAAGUGGAGCAUCUUCUAUUGAAGUUAGCUGAUUUAAUGACAAAACAAAAAUCCAGUAUCACAUCAGUGAAUGAUUGAAAAAUGAAGUCCAUUUUGCAAUGACCCAAAUAACUUGACUGCCUCCUACCAUGACUAUUUGUAAUUAAAAUGUUAAUGAAAAAGUAACAUUGCAACCAGUCCUCACAUUUAUGACCUUCAUAGAUCUGUAAAACAAAGUAACCCUGAAGUAAGAUCAUAAGCACAGUUGUGGUUUUACUAAGUGAUCACUUGACAACCAAUUUGCCAGUUCCAGUUGUGGUUGCCAAACAAGGACUACCUGUAUAGGAUUUCUGACAAUUUGGGAUUGCCCUGAUUAUAUUAUUAUAUUCCUUAUAAAUAACAAUAUAAAUAAUAAAUCUUUACCGACCUAUGUAAAGGAAUAAACUAUUUUUAAUCAGGAGUCAACAGCUGCUAAUACGUAAUAUAAUAAAAAUAAAUAUAUUUUAUAUGUUAAUGAAAUUCUGUGUUGACGUGCUCGAGCUUUAAUGUAUUUGCUUGACCCCAGCAGAACAAGCAAAAUGGUACAAAAACACAAAAUUACAGAAAAACUCAUGACUCCCCAUACCCAUUUCUAGAAAAACUAUUGGGGUGGAAUAAUUAUAUUUUUAAUUCAAAUAAGUUAAUAUUUUAGAACAUUAUUUGAAUAUAUUAUCCAAUUUACAUCAUUGAAACUUUCUGACAUCUAGAAAAUAAAGUAUACUACUAUGUAGAUAAUUCCUGAUGUUUGAAAAGAUAUAAAACAUGUAGAAUGCUGAAAGCUAAAAAUAUCUGCUACAAUAGAAGAGUUUUACAAUUCUAGUCCACUUUAUUUUCCCCAUUGAAUUUGUUUUUCAUAUUCUACAUCUUCUGUGCCAUAUACAUUCAUUUUGCUCACUUUAUGUCCUAAAGCAAAUUCAAAGGUUACUUCAACUUGUACAACAUCCUCAGUUCCUGAUGACUAUGAAGUGCAAUGAAAGUUGCAACUUAAAAGCUCAGUUUUAUGAAAAAAAUCCCGCCUAAUUAAGCAUAUGUUUCCUAAAAUGCCAAAAUAUCCUUCAGCAUAAUUAAAUAUUUUUUUUCAUAUAAUCCACAGAUAGUAUGGUGAUAUAUAGUGCCUCUGAUAUAAAUAAUACUUUACCAUGCAGAUAAUUUUCAACAUAUGAUCGGGACCCAAAAAAAAAAAGGUACUUGCAACCUGGAUUUGAAAUUUUGACAGCAGGGCCCACUCUACAUACACAGGAUCACAUUUUGGGCACUUGGUAACCAGCCUGCAUUUAUGGCCAUUUGCAGAAUCUCACAGUUAUAUGAUCACAAUCUACUACAUUUUUUGCUGGAAACCAAAGUGUACUUAUGAUUUCUGGAAAAAAUGCCCAUUACAGGCAAUGAGUUCAUUUAAUGACUGGUAUUUGCUUAAUGACCACUGCAAAAUCAUAAAAUUGGGCACUGUCACAUGGUAACCUGCUUAACGAGCAGCAAAACCUAGGACCAUAAUUCCAGGUUAAAUUAUAAUAGAUAAUAGCUAUGUCAAUGCUGCUAACAUCAGGUGUUAUUGCUUUGACAACAGAUGGAAAUGCAUUUAUUUUUCUCUUUCACUUUUGGGAAGGGGGAUGUGGAUGAGAGUCCAUUUAGUCAUAACAAUUUCAAGUCGUGGGAAUUCAAGAUUAUUGAGCCCAGAGUUGAUAUGGAUUGGGCGGGUUGGAGAGCUGUGGAGAGAGCCCACGUUUUCAAGCUAAUUGGGGAAUGUGAUUUAUGACUGUUAGUUGGAGGAGGGAAUUGUGCUUUGCUACUUUGUGCCAAGGGGAGGAGAGUUCAGUUGUUGGCUUCAAUUUUGUAGUGCCUAUAUUAUGCUUCUCGAAUAAAAGAUUCUUUAAGGUAAACAAUGCCUCGAAGUUCUUUUGAGGAGUUUUAUCUGCGGAACCAUGACAAGCUAUCUAUGAAUAUCUUGAUUGAAAUGGUCCAAUUUUAAAAAAUAAGCACUAUUUAUUAUAGCACAUAAACUAUUACAUUUCCAUAUUAUUCGUCUUAGAAGCUUGAAUUAUGACAUUAUUUUUAAGGAUAAAUUAUAUUCUGGAAUAUAGAUAUUAUAAAAAACAGCCUAUAUUAAUUAUAAUAGUAACUGAAUCUUAUGCAUAAACAUCAUUCAGGUCAACAAGACUAACUUUUCCAGCACUGUGCAUAUGUAUAUUUAGGACUGAGCUGUAUUUUUGGAUGUUAAUACUUUCUCUCCAUGGCUUUUGCCCCACAUUAUUCCUUGAAAUCUUGCAUCAGUCCUCACAAUCCCUAUUGUCAUUAAGCAAGGAACACAGAUCAUGAAGUAAGGUGUUGUGACUUUCUGGUUGCUUCCAACAAACAAAGUCAAUGAGGAAAUUAGCGUAAGUUAUAAGUCCCAGGCACCUCACAAGCAGGCUGAUGGGCAGAAAGUGGCUGCUACAGGCCAUGUAUGGCUACUGCCAGGUGAGACAAGAUGCAUGGGGGACUGCCAUAUUUUUAUUUCUGUGCGUAUGCUGUAGGUACACACUGUUGCUGGGAAAGAAGCACAGGAGUGUGAGCGACUUACAAGAGUAACUUGUGACCUUCUCUGCUGGCUUCCCCAUUGACUUUGCUUGUGGGAAGCCAGCAAGGAAGGUUGAAAAUGGGGAUCUUCUGACCAUGAGAUAUUGCAACUGUCUACUUGUUUUCAACUGAGGAUCAACUGUACAUUUCCAGACCAGCUUUCUUUUGAUCUAGUUCCAUUUGGGGUGGCUGAUAUGGAUUACUUUCAUCUAGAUUCUCUUGCAAAGCAGUAUUGAGCCAGAUUGGAUUGGACCUUCUGUGUGGAAACAUCAGUCAAGUACCUACCAAUGUAUUCUCAAAAUUAAUUGAAUUGUUGAAAGACAAUCAUCAUGGGAGGAGCUGUGAGUGCAGGAGAAGAUAAUGAUGAUUUAAUUGAUAACUUGAAAGAAGCACAAUAUAUUCGCACUGAGCGAGUAGAACAAGCCUUCAGAGCUAUUGAUCGUGGUGAUUACUAUCUGGAAGGCUAUAGAGACAAUGCAUAUAAAGACUUGGCUUGGAAGCACGGAAAUAUACAUUUAUCGGCACCCUGCAUUUAUUCUGAAGUCAUGGAAGCAUUAAAGCUUCAGGCUGGAUUGUCUUUUCUUAAUCUGGGUAGUGGAACCGGAUAUUUAAGUACAAUGGUGGGAUUAAUAUUAGGCCCUUUUGGAAUAAAUCAUGGAAUAGAACUUCAUCCUGAUGUAGUGGAAUAUGCUAAGGAAAAACUGGAGAGCUUCAUAAGAUACAGUGAUAGCUUUGAUAAAUUUGAAUUUUGUGAACCUGCAUUUGUUGGAAAUUGCUUGCAGAUAGCCUCAGACAGUCAUCAGUAUGACCGGAUUUAUUGUGGAGCAGGUGUGCAAAAAGACCAUGAAAACUACAUGAAAAUUUUAUUGAAAAUUGGAGGCAUUCUGGUUAUGCCUAUAGAAGAUCAGCUAACCCAGAUCCUGAGAACCGGACAGAAUACUUGGGAAAGCAAAAACAUUCUUGCUGUAUCAUUUGCUCCACUUGUACAGCCAAGCAAAAGUGACACCAGCAAAAAUGAUAGUGUGGGGCUGCCUCCCUGUGCUGUUAGGAAUCUACAGGAUUUGGCUCGGAUCUACAUUAGACGCACCCUUAGAAACUAUGUAAAUGAUGAAAUGCAAACCAAAGGUAUUAUACAGAAACCUCCACCAAAACGUAAACGCAGAAGGUGUCGUAGACGCAGGAUUAAUACCUAUGUGUUUGUUGGCAAUCAACUCAUUCCUCAACCUCUAGAUAGUGAAGAAGAUGAAAAGAUGGAGGAAGACCACAAAGAAGAUGAUGAAAAAGAUCAAAAUGAAGUCUUGAAAACAGAGCAACCUCCACGAAACUUAUUGCGGGAAAAGAUUAUGAGUCUACCACUCCCUCAAUCUCUAAAAGCCUACUUGACAUACUACAGAGAAAAAUAACCUUUGCUUUUAAGUAAAAUAAUAAUGCCUACUUGAUAUUUUCUUAAUCCUUGAAAUGUAGCAUUUACUUAAGUACAGUAAUCUUUCAGCAAGGCUUUAGAACUGUGAUGAAUCAAAACAUAACUUGUCUUAACUUUGCUAUAAGGACUUGGAUUCAGCAGUAGUUUCCUAUUUUAAAUCCUAUUUUGUUACCUUUCCUUCCCCCCCCCCAGGAAAUAUUGUUUUAACUUGACUAGAAAUGGGUUUCACAGCAGUGUAUAGCAUUAAUUAAGAGUUUGCAUGAUAAAUCUUUUUGCUCCCUGACAAAUUUGUAUUGAUGAGAAUUAUAACAUUUUUAUAUAAGUGAAUAAAAGUGUAUUCAGAUAACAGUAAGGAUGGUCUGCAUUCUCUUAAGCAAGUUUUUAAACAAGCAGGCAUUUUUCAUGUCACCGAGAUGGAAUACUAUAUUUUACCAUGGUUAUAUUGCAAAUCAUUGUUACUGUGUUGAAGUAAGUGUGUUCAAAGGAAUACAGAAGUGCAAUAGCGAACAUUGAAUGAGUUGACUUUAGUGUAAUAUACGCAUUCAAAUUUAGAAAUGACAGAUAAUUUUCUUUUAUAUCUCUUGCCAAAAAAUGUCAAGAAAAGUGAUUACUUCUCUGUCUCUUUCUCUCUCGCUCAGCCUUAAAGGACAUUCUGACAAUAGCAUUUCUAAAAAUCCUUUUCUUUAACACCAGCCAAUGACUGAUUUCUUAAACUUUCCAGCAUUUAUGAAAAUGUAUGUAACAUUUUUAAAUUUAAUGAUACAGAAAACAUCUUUCAUUUAUAAAAGACUGUAAUUUCAGCUACUGUGUAUUAUUUACACCUUUAUAGAGUAGAACAUGUAAAAACAAUCUUGUAUUGCUUUUUUGCAUAGCAGUAAUAAUAGAAUUCACUGAUUUGUUCAGCAAUGCACUUUAAGGGAUACUGUACCUUGUUUAUUGCAGAUAAGGGAAGAUGCAUUUCAUUUUUACACUUGAUAUUGGUUCUCCUCUUUACAAGCUUGGGGAGUCAAGCUGCUUGACUAUAAUGUUCCAUCUGCAUUUUUAUUGAAUAGUUAAAGGGGUCAUUUUUAGAGCAUCUUUUUAUUAGCUUUAAGUGAAUAAAAUAGAAUUCAAAAUACUUUAAAACUUAUAAUUGUUGAGGACACCUAAUCUCUGGGGCCAAAUAAAAGCAUUCCUUAUGGAGAGGAUUCCUCUAGAGUUUAUUAUUGUAGAUACGUAAAGCAGAUUCAACAGAUGACUGCUAUAUAUGUUCUCACAUUUGGAAUUAAUAGAAAUCAACCAUUUUAUCUACAUAAUUCAAAAAAUCUUUUUCCUGAUGUCCACUUCAUAGUAUUAUAAAUAUUUUGAAUAGUCUGUGAAAUACAUGGGCUUUGUUCUUUAAAUACAAAUAAUGUCACUCUCUCCCCCUCUUUCUUUGCAAUUAUUAAAUUAAAUUCCAUUGGGAAAAAAGUUCAGGGGUUAUAAUGUAGAAUGGUUUUCAAAAAAUUAACGCUAACAAAUAACAUAUAUUACUAGAAAGGUAUGCCAAUCUUAUUUCACAGCAACAGAAACUGACAAAUGGCAGGCUUAUAUAGUGAAACUACUGCAGUAAUUCUGAAUAUUCAGUGGUGGAAAGCAUUGACACAUCCAGCGUAUUUUAUUAGCUGAAAUGAAGCUUAAGGCAUUUUGAAAAAUAAUUAUAUUCUAGUGUUGGUUUUUCAUACUUUCUCAAUUUUCAGAGUGCAAAGGUUUCCCAGAAAUUUAUACAGAUUGGUUCUUGUGUUUUCUGUUGUAAACUUGUUCAGAUAGACAAUAGAAGAGUUAUAAAUAUUAUGUAAUUUUUUUUAAGUUACUGAACCAUUUUUGUUUGUGUAUAGGUUUACUUCACAUUUUUGGAUUUGUAUUUUAAAAUAAAAUAAUACAAUUCAGAAUCAA
Crotalus tigris (Tiger rattlesnake) is the source of this 6436-nucleotide messenger RNA. RefSeq names its product protein-L-isoaspartate (D-aspartate) O-methyltransferase domain containing 1 (gene PCMTD1). Gene Ontology annotation, biological process: protein modification process. Lineage: Eukaryota; Metazoa; Chordata; Lepidosauria; Squamata; Viperidae. Gene Ontology annotation, molecular function: protein-L-isoaspartate (D-aspartate) O-methyltransferase activity. The record is from RefSeq and is a predicted model, not a curated record. Gene Ontology annotation, cellular component: cytoplasm.